UAGGAUUGAUCGGCAGAGGGCUUCGCCGGCCUUCUAAAGGAACAGGUCUCUUCAUUCAGUUUCUCGGCGGCGAAGAGUGACCAGAGUCGUGACUCUGAUUGAAAACCGAGACGCUACUGCCUCUUACGCGAAAUCAUUUUCAUUUCCCUGAAUUUUCAGAAAAUCCCCAGCCCUCGGCCUUCAUUCCUGGAGCGUGCGGUGUCUAUUAGUGACCCUUGACACCUACAAGCGCCAUGCCUGAGCAAAGCAACGAUUACCGUGUGGCGGUGUUUGGGGCAGGUGGUGUCGGCAAGAGCUCACUGGUCCUGAGGUUUGUGAAAGGAACGUUCCGGGAGAGCUACAUCCCCACUGUGGAAGACACCUACCGACAGGUGAUCAGCUGCGACAAAAGCAUCUGCACGCUGCAGAUCACCGACACCACUGGGAGCCACCAGUUCCCUGCCAUGCAGCGCCUGUCCAUCUCCAAAGGGCACGCCUUCAUCCUGGUCUACUCCAUCACCAGCCGGCAGUCCCUGGAGGAGCUGAAGCCCAUCUACGAACAGAUUUGCGAGAUCAAAGGGGACGUGGAGAGCAUCCCCAUCAUGCUGGUGGGCAACAAGUGCGAUGAGAGCCCCAACCGCGAGGUGCAGAGCAGCGAGGCGGAAGCCCUGGCCCGCACGUGGAAGUGCGCCUUCAUGGAGACCUCGGCUAAGCUCAACCACAACGUGAAGGAGCUCUUCCAGGAGCUGCUCAACCUGGAGAAGCGCAGGACCGUGAGCCUUCAGAUCGACGGCAAAAAGAGCAAGCAGCAGAAACGGAAAGAGAAGCUCAAGGGCAAGUGUGUGGUCAUGUGAAUGUGCUGUCCCGGGAGGAGCUUCUAAUAAACCCCCACCUCCGACCACUUGCCCCUGUGUCCCUCCCCCUCACUCCCACCCCUGAGUGAAAUUCACCAUUGUCAGGGUAGCAUGUACGAUGCCCACAUGUUAAAUAUUGUAUUGGACCGAGAUAGGCCCUGGUGUCCUUAAAAGGGCAUGCCACACCACCAACACAAAGCCACGCCUCCACUGUGGAACCUGCCAGGUAGUUGAAAAGCAACACACAUGGCCUCCCAGAGACUCAGAGUGGUGCAUUCCCCAGCGGGAGGUAGGAGGACUCAUAUCUGUGAUCAAUGGCAGCAUGUGCUGAGAUGCCCGGGGUACCAUGUGAUGCAUGGGAGAACACGUUAUCCAGAGCUGCUGACUCCAGCCCCACACCAGGUGUUUCUUUCUACUCAGGAGCCAGUAACAUUGUUGUAUGUUUGGGGUUUGGGGAAAGAGGCAUGGGUGUGGGCAGAAAUGAGUACACCAGUCCAUUCAAAGUGGACCAUAUUGGGUUCUUUUCAUGAUUUAUUAUCACUAGCUACUAUUGUUACUCUUACAAUUGGGUUCAACAUAAAAUAGCACAUUAGAAGGAUGUUUCCCCGUCACCUCUCCUGACUCCGUGAGGACCUUGUUCAUCUCCCAAGAGAAUGUGUUCACCUCAUGUAGACCUGGCUAGCUAACAUCAUCCUCACCUUUUCGAGUGCUUAUUUUCACAUGCAAUAGUGAGUUCCCUACCAGUGUGUUGUCCUGCUGGACAUUCUUGUGGAUAUUGUGACAUUAUUAAACAUAUGGCAAUACUGUUCCCCGGGGAUUUUACUUGGAGGGUUUUAGAAAUGUGAACCUUUUCCCAUUUGGCCCCUGAGGGCCGUGACUUCUUCAACCCUUAGGUUUUAAAUAAAAGUGAAUGAAGUAGCCAUUUUGUAGACAUUUUUGUUUCCCUCCAAGAUGGUUUUAUUCUCUCAAAUAACUCAAUCUGUACCCAGCUUGGCAACAGCCAGUAAAGGCCAUCUGACGACUAAAAGCACAUCUGUUUUUCUACGUGACAUGCAUGUGUGUACGCCACACAUUGCACCUUAACGAAAGACUCUGACACAGAGGUCAUUCACUGUGUUUUUGAUGUUCUGUGUAUAUCCAAAGUGUACUCCUGAAACAUGCAUUUGUAUACUAGUAAAUUCUCUUGCAUGUUCCAUGACACACAUCUUCUGAAGGCUGUGCAAGACAGCAUUCACUCUAGAAACAAUUAUCUUCUAAUGAUUGUGUAUGCAUCCUUAAUCCUUUGUAAAACCAAAUUAGAGUCACUGUGUGGUUCCUGCGCCAGGCGUGGGAGAAGACAGUGGCUGGAGACAAGUGGGCUGCCCUGUCCUGCAAAGAGCCCAGGCAGAUCCUGUGCUCUUCCAUCUUUCGAACCUGACUGAGGCUCUGCUUGAACAAUUCCCAGACUGGCCAAACUGUGAGAUCAUCCUCUUGGCAACCCUGACACCUGCCAGGCAGGCAGAGGGAGCUGCAGUGCCACCAGGGCUUGCACAGGGCGCCUCCUGGCUGUUGGGCAGCAAUACUAAUUCCCAGGGUGGAGACCAUGCACAUGUUGCCUCCCACGUUUGCUAUGUUCCCCCUGCCCCACCUCCGCAGGACUUGCUGCCACAGCUGUCCUCCAAAGCACACUGUGUUCUCAGCAUAAACUGGCAUCCUGUACCCCUGUCUGGUUGAAUGCCCUUGUGCUGGUCUCAUCUUCCCUCUACCACCAGAAGCACACCCUUGCAAUGAGUGUGUAGGAGGUGCCUUUAAGAAUAUCCAACUCCAUAAUAUUUGCACCUCCUUGGUCUUCUAGAACAAAUUUUCUGUGAUUUGACCAGAGGGAGCAUUCAUCCUGAGAGGGGACAACCCAGGUCAGACAUGGCCUGGGGGCUGGUAGGGAGCUCAGGGCAUUGGGACCAGUCCUGAGGCCUCCUUAAUGUACAAUCUAAUGCAGGUUUCACAGCAUUCGCAGAGAGAUCUGCUUGGGACAUUUUCUGGAUCGCUUUUCAACUUGUGUUCUAUAUUUUUUUUCCCAUUUCUGUGCUCAGAGAGGGGUGGUCAGUUUGCCAUUUGCAUGUGGGUGAAUUCUAAAGACAGUAGAACAUCAUGGCCAACAUGAGACGUACAGGUUAUGCUUGGCUUUUUCUGCUAACAGGGAAAUGGGAUCUUUGCCACUGACCAUGAUGUUAAUAAGGCUUUUCAUGUGAGAUUUUCCUGAAGACUGCUCUGCUCCUACAGCUUAGAAGUCCUGAUUUCUUUUAGCCCUUUACAGUCAAUGCCUGUGUUUAAGUAUUCAGGAU
Ochotona princeps (American pika) is the source of this 3154-nucleotide messenger RNA. RefSeq names its product DIRAS family GTPase 2 (gene DIRAS2). Gene Ontology annotation, molecular function: GDP binding; GTPase activity; GTP binding. Gene Ontology annotation, biological process: signal transduction. The transcript has 2 exons. Lineage: Eukaryota; Metazoa; Chordata; Mammalia; Lagomorpha; Ochotonidae. Gene Ontology annotation, cellular component: plasma membrane. Bases 234 to 833 code for a protein of 199 amino acids. The record is from RefSeq and is a predicted model, not a curated record.